AUGGAAUCUAAUGCGACCACGUUCACUUCGGUGUUGGCCAGCACCAAGCUUGGCAACGUCAACAUCCCUCCCCAAAUCGAUUAUGUUAUCGAGAGGGUGACCAACGCCAGUGCCUGGACUAUCUUCUUCACCCUGUUGGCCAUCGCUGUCGCGUAUGACCAGAUCAGUUACAUCAUGUCCAAGGGUACAAUUGCCGGUCCCACCUUCAAGAUGCCCUUUAUCGGACCCUUCUUGGAAUCCGUGAACCCCAAGUUUGAGGAAUACAAGGCCAAAUGGGCCAGCGGCCCUCUUAGCUGCGUCUCCGUCUUUCACAAGUUCGUCGUUAUCGCAUCGACUCGUGACAUGGCUCGCAAAGUCUUCAACUCCCCCGGAUACGUAAAGCCCUGUGUCGUCGACGCUGCCCAUAAACUUCUCGGACCUACCAACUGGGUCUUCCUCGACGGCAAGCCCCAUGUCGAUUUCCGCAAGGGCCUCAACGGCCUGUUCACUCGUCAAGCGCUGGCUUCUUACUUGCCCGGCCAGGAGCAGGUCUACAAGCAAUACUUCCAGGAGUUUCUGCAAGCCACAAAAGAUGCUGGAGGCAAGCCCGUUCCCUUCAUGACUUACCUACGGGACCUUAUGACUGCUGUGUCAUGCCGCACCUUUGUCGGCUUCUAUAUCUCUGAUGAGGCUGUUCGCAAAAUCGCUGUCGAUUACUUCCUCAUCACUGAAGCUCUGGAGCUUGUCAACUUCCCAAUCAUCCUCCCCUUCACCAAGACUUGGUACGGAAAGAAGGCAGCCGACAUGGUUAUCGGCGAGUUUGCCAAGUGCGCCGCCAAGAGCAAGGUUCGUAUGGCUGCUGGAGGUGACGUGACUUGCAUCAUGGACGCCUGGGUUAAGUCCAUUCUCGACUCCAAGAAGUGGCGUGAGGCAGAGGCUGCUGGCUCGACUGAGGGCCUCGAGAAGCCCACCCCUCUUCUCCGCGAGUUCUCAGAUUAUGAGAUUGCCCAGACGGUCUUCACCUUCCUCUUUGCCUCUCAGGAUGCCACCAGCAGUGCCGCCACUUGGCUAUUCCAGAUCACCGCCCAGCGCCCCGACGUCCUUGAUCGAGUUCGUGAGGAGAACCUGAAGGUCCGCAACGGCAACAUUCAUGCCGAGCUGAACAUGGACCAGCUUGAAUCUCUUACUUACACCCGCGCCGUAGUUCGUGAACUGCUCCGUUGGCGCCCUCCUGUCAUCAUGGUGCCGUAUAUGGCCAAGAAGCCUUUCCCGAUUACCGACACAUAUACCGUUCCCAAGGGUGCCAUGAUCAUUCCUACCGUCUACCCCGCGCUUCGUGACCCUGAGGUGUAUGACCGCCCUGACGAGUUCGACCCUGAACGAUACUACACCGGUGAUGCCGAGGUCAAGGGCGCAAAGAACUUCCUCGUCUUUGGUGUCGGACCUCACUACUGCCUCGGCCAGGUCUACGCGCAGCUAAACCUCGCUCUUAUGAUUGGCAAGGCCUCCGUUCUUAUGGACUGGGAACAUCAUGCCACUCCGUUGUCUGAAGAGAUCAAGGUUUUCGCGACCAUUUUCCCUAAGGAUGACUGUCCUCUCACUUUCAAGGAGCGCACAGCAUAG
Messenger RNA from Colletotrichum truncatum, 1602 nucleotides. Its product is annotated as cytochrome p450 61. Gene Ontology annotation, molecular function: heme binding; monooxygenase activity; oxidoreductase activity, acting on paired donors, with incorporation or reduction of molecular oxygen. The record is from RefSeq and is a predicted model, not a curated record. Lineage: Eukaryota; Fungi; Ascomycota; Sordariomycetes; Glomerellales; Glomerellaceae. Gene Ontology annotation, biological process: sterol metabolic process.